Molecule: messenger RNA, 1344 nt
Organism: Cariama cristata (Red-legged seriema)
Lineage: Eukaryota; Metazoa; Chordata; Aves; Cariamiformes; Cariamidae
Exons: 6
Source: RefSeq, a predicted model, not a curated record
AUGUCAAAGGUCCUGCCGUGGUCCCAGUCACAAGUGGAAAGAAAGAGGCCUUCAGAUGAAGAGAGAAAGGUUGAAGAUAAUGUGCUUUCCUUUGGUCUGAAAGUGAGUAUGCAGGUGGUGGUUAAUGUUAACAUGGUUAAUGUGGAUUCAGCUAAGCAAAUUGGGCCAAAUUCCUACAGGUACCCUGAAGAGAAUGCACACGCAAGACUGGCGGCACAUGACAUGCUUAUUGCUGCUCCUCUGAAAGCUGUGAGGAAACGACACCUGGAAGAGACUGAAGACAAAACCCUGCAUCCCGCAUCCCCUGAACUGUUGGUUGAAAAUAAGCCCUCGAGUAACCUCCAGGAAGAAGGAGCAUAUUCAACUAAGCUCAACAAGUUUCCUAUCUUUAAUAUCAAUGACAACCUCAGGCUCCUGGGUAUCAGUGCUGUGAGCCCCAACACCAAGGUCACCCGCUAUGCACUCAAUAUGUGGAGAUACUGGUGCAUGACCAAAGGACUCCAAGAUUACACAGAUAUCACUAACGUCAGGAAACUUAAUCCCAGCAGUGAACUCAGUGAACUCCUGGAGGACUUUUACAUCACCAUGAAGAAAACAGAUGGGUCUGCCUUUCUAGCCAUGUCCCUCCAUGCUAUCCGAUGAGGCCUGGACUGGAUCCUCAAGAAUGCUGGUGCUGGUCUCUCCAUCACCAGCAGCACCUUCAGCUCUUCCACCAGAAAGCUCAAGCAGAAGCUUAAGGUCCUGAGCAAGGCUGGGAUGUCUGGUGCCCGCUCUCACAAUGUUGUCAACUUCUCCCUUUCUGAUGAGGAAGAGAUGUGGAGGAGAGGAUGCAUGGGAGAUGACAGCCUUGUAGCCCUCCUGUCCACAGUGCUGAAAUAAAACAGCCAGUACCUGAACACGUGAACCUUACAGUAGCACAUGGACUUAAUGUUUGGAGACACUGAUUUACUGAAAGACUCCCAGAACAGGCCAUUUUUUGCCAGAACGGGUAGCAUGAAGCAAGAAAACAGGGUGAAUGCAAACAGAACAUGUUACGGCCAGAUCUACCAUGAGCACUCAAAAGGACACGAGCUCUGCCCAUACUGCCUUCUCUGCAAGUACAUGUACAUACACCAGCCCCCAUCGCAGAUGGAGGCCAAGCCUCCCUUCUGCCUGAUGGCCCGCAAGGGGGUCAGUGGCAUGGGAAACAUCUGGUACGAGGAGCAGAGGAUGGGGCUCUGCUCCCUCAGAGGUGUUGUCCCUAAGCUGGUGACGAAAGUGAAGCCGGAGCACUGUGAAAAUUUUAUUUUUGUCUCCUUCACUCAGGCUUCCAGGAAGUUUGUCCCUCUUAGCUCCUACCAGUAA